Molecule: messenger RNA, 1751 nt
Organism: Haliotis rufescens (red abalone)
Lineage: Eukaryota; Metazoa; Mollusca; Gastropoda; Lepetellida; Haliotidae
Product: A disintegrin and metalloproteinase with thrombospondin motifs 9-like
Exons: 4
Coding region: 141-1088 (315 amino acids)
Molecular function (GO): metalloendopeptidase activity; zinc ion binding
Source: RefSeq, a predicted model, not a curated record
AGUGGCAUCUUAGCUACUUCUCAUAUGCAUGUAAUUUCAAUGGGAUCUGUAUCUGCCUAUGUAAAAGCAGUAACUUACUUUGAGUGUUUCAUUCUCCCUCAAGCGGACAGGACAGGGCAGGAGGACCUUCAGCUGGCUUAAUGCGCAUUACAGAAACGUUUUUGAAACUGAAGAUGGAUAUUAUCUACUUCGCAGCACUUCCCUUGGUUAUUUGUAUUUCAGUAACAUUAGGUUUGAAAGAAUCUCAUUAUAAAAAGACAACCAGUGGAACUCCAGCCGUUUUAGUCAACUCCCAGCAUCUUCAGGCACAGGAAGUCUUUGGACUAGUGUCAUGUGCCAUGCUGUGUUCCCGCAUGUCAUGCCAGGAGUUCCAGUUUUCAGACACAAGCAGCAUGUGCAUCACACGACACACAGAGCCAAUAUCUGACGGCGUCAUUAACCCAGGCAGUGGCUUGUUUGACAUCUACGACUACGAACAAGAUCCUAGCACAUGUUUUGAGAUCAGGAAAAACAACCCAACAGCUCAAAGUGGAGAGUACAACAUCUUGCCCUUGGCUCCUCAGUUUAAGGGUGCGUCAGUGAAGGUCUACUGCUUGAUGACUGAUACACACCAGCUGGAGUAUGUCACACUGCCAAAUAGGAACAUUGGAAACUUUCCUAAAAGGUCGAAUAAGGAUUGUGUGAAGGAAAUGCCAUAUUUAGUGGAUGAUGGUGUUGGCCAAGACGGAGUAACAGUGUUUCAUAGAAUCAGAGUUCAGCCAUCGACUAUGACUGUUGUGAGAACUGACACCACCUUCACAAGCGGGAACAAGACGAAGCCACAUACAUUUGGUUCAGCAGAAGAUUGUUACUCAAUUCCUGGAAGCUGUAAACGAAUAGGAACCUUUAACAUCGACACACUGGGUACAGGGAUGAAGUUCUCUACAAAUCUAACGUGGACUGAAAAAGGAACUGUAGGCAAAGUGCACAGUAUCACCCGGACACAGAAUGGCGCCGUCAUUGAUGUGGUGUGUGGAGGAUGGUGUGGGAGAUGCGACCCUGUUGGAGACAUGAUCCUCUACCCAAACAAUCUGGAUAUUCAGCCAUAGGUCAACUCGGUGUGUGGAGGAUGGUGUGGAUUGUGUUAAGUGUCGAUUCCCAAAUUGAAAUAUUAAGUUUACCCAGAAAUCUGUACGUAAAAAAAUUGAGUGUGAAACAAACAACCUCCCAUCCACAAUUGUGCAAUAAAAUGAACUCGGUUUAGAAAUAAUUACAAAUUACUGCACAGCAAUUACAAAAUCCGGCCACGGUAGGAUGAUAGUACAAUAUUCAAUGUCAAUAAUAUGAAAGCAAUUGUCAGUCCGAAAAUUCAGUCAUAAGCCCGGUGUGUGGAGAUGUUGUGGACGGAUGGAUGGUCAGGAUUGUAGAUCCUGAAUGAGAUGUGGUUAUCUACCCAAACAGUCUGGAUAUUCACCCACUCUUGGUUUUGGAACAUGGUGUUGUUGAUGUUGAUGUUGCGGAUGAUUUUCGAAAUCAGUCUUGACAAGCAUCUCUUAGAUAAGCUUGCAAAGUUUCAUUCAUGUAACUUCAGUAAGUUUAAGAGAAAACUUGUCCCCAUUUCACUUAGUAUGCCCAUAGUUGAAAAGCAUGGAGCAAGGGCCAUAACUCUGUAAAAAUGAAUUAAAGACACCAAUUUUCGAAUUCAUUUAAGAUCAUGACCAGUGAUAUCACUUGUAAAAUUUCAUUUGUCUGACUUAAAUAAGUUUUAACGG